AUGGCAGAGCGAACUGUCGUGAAAGAAGUGGGAAGUGGGGAGCGCGCCCCUGUCUCGGCGCCUGUCGCGAAGCAGAACUACAAGGGGUUUGUGGCUGGUGUAUUUUCGGGGAUAGCAAAGCUUAGUGUUGGUCAUCCAUUCGACACAAUAAAGGUCCGCCUUCAAACGAAUACAGAUGGACGGUUCCGUGGCCCAUUAGAUUGUACACUGCAGACAGUGCGCAAGGAAGGAGUGCGAGGAUUAUACAAGGGGGGCUUCACCACCGCUGGUCGGAUGGAUGGUUAUGGACUCUGUGUAAGUGGCUUGAAAUCGCCGAUCAAAGAUCAGACACUGACUAUAUGCUGCGAUAAUUUCGGCCAUGGACUUGCAGGUAUGAUGGCUGGCACAACGGUCAGCUUUUUCGCCGCGCCGGUUGAACAUAUCAAGGCUCGACUGCAGAUUCAGUAUGCUGCCGACAAGAGCAAGCGCUUGUACAGUGGGCCAAUUGACUGUACUCGCAGGAUGCUCAAAACACAUGGCAUCAGCGGUGUCUAUCGCGGUCUUUGGGCCACUGUCUUCUUCCGAUCCUUCUUUUUCUUCUGGUGGGGCUCUUACGACGUUCUCACCCGCUACAUGAAGGACAACACCAAGAUGUCAGCGCCCGCAAUCAACUUCUGGGCAGGAGGCAUCUCUGCCCAACUCUUCUGGCUCACCUCGUACCCAUCCGACGUGGUGAAGCAACGCCUCAUGACCGACCCAAUGGGCGGCGCCCUCAACGACGGACAACGGCAGUUUCGCGGCUGGAAGGAUGCCUGCAAAGCCGUCUGGCGCGAACGUGGCUGGAAAGGCUACUGGCGGGGCUUCGUGCCAUGCUUCCUUCGGGCGUUCCCGGCGAACGCGAUGGCCCUGGUAGCAUUUGAAGGCGUGAUGCGCAAUUUGCCUUGA
Messenger RNA from Penicillium atrosanguineum, 924 nucleotides. RefSeq lists its product as uncharacterized. NCBI's taxonomy places the organism in Eukaryota, Fungi, Ascomycota, Eurotiomycetes, Eurotiales, Aspergillaceae. Bases 1 to 924 code for a protein of 307 amino acids. Gene Ontology annotation, biological process: transmembrane transport. Gene Ontology annotation, molecular function: transmembrane transporter activity. The transcript has 5 exons. The record is from RefSeq and is a predicted model, not a curated record.